This is a messenger RNA of Mytilus californianus (California mussel), 7190 nucleotides long. RefSeq lists its product as uncharacterized. Gene Ontology annotation, molecular function: ADP binding; protein binding. Lineage: Eukaryota; Metazoa; Mollusca; Bivalvia; Mytilida; Mytilidae. The transcript is spliced from 10 exons. The record is from RefSeq and is a predicted model, not a curated record. The coding region runs from base 262 to 2682 and encodes 806 amino acids.
CGAAAGUAGAAGUUUUUGAAAACGAAAGAAGGAAAAUAUGAAUGUAAAAUCUGGUCUGCUUUCUCUUCCUGAAAUUAUGAGCAAACGUGUUGCACCAAUGAGUGACUCAUCGUACUGCUCAUUCACUUCAUCACAAUGAAAUGUAACACUGGCAAAUUAUUUUAAAUAUUUGCAUAAAAUUUCCAAAUUGAUUGAAAUGCAUGUUAAAGGAUAGUUACAGUUAUUCAAUGACAUGGUCGAGUGAGCUCUCAUUCACCUGCAAUGGAUUUAGAAUCUCCCUUUGUUGGCAGAAGUGCAUAUUUUGAAGCUUUGCUAGAAAGAUGGAAGGACUUAAGAUGUGUCGGAGUGUAUGGGAUGAGAUCUAUAGGCAAAUCCAGAUUUGUGAAACAAUUAUUACAUUUUAUAUCAAAACACUUUAAUGACAAUGAUUAUACAGCUGCAUGGGUGGAUCUCAGAAAUCUUCAGUCACUCAGACAAAUUUUUCUCACUUUAGCUGAAAAAUGUGAAAUACAUCAAUCCAUAGAUGAAGAUGAUGAUGAACUCUGUCAGGCCAUUUUAACUUAUCUUUCAAAAACAAAUAAAUCCUUUUUCAUUAUAUUUGACAAUGCUGAGGAUGCAAUAGACUCAGAUUUUAAUCCCGAAUUUAUUGAUCUCAUAAAAGAUAUAUCAAAUCAAAGUGUAAAGGUCAAGGUUUUAAUAACAUCAACUUCUCACUUGCAAGAUCAUGACUUUUGCCAUGGAGAUAUAUACCAGUAUGUUGAGUUACUUCCCCUGUCAAUGCAGGAAUCAAGGGAAUUGUUGCAUACGUCAGCGCCAUCUGUUGACUUUGGAAUUUACCUGGAUAAAAUUGUAGAGCUUUGUGAGGGUCUUCCUCUAGCUUUGCUGUUGACUGGUUCUGAGCUAGAGCAGGAUGAUGGGUUAUUAGAGCCAUGUGAUAUGGUGGAACUACUAAACAAGUGUCGUCUGAAAGUUCUUAGUCAAGAUUUAUAUCCAAUCCAAGAGAGAAUUGCACCAAUGUACAGACAGUUCUUAAACAGAUUAUCCACAAUACUAAAAGAGAAGCUAGGAAUACUUAGUUACAUUCCUGGGACGUUCUCUGCAAAACAGGCAGCAAGGUUGUUGGAUGAGGAGAGUGAAGACUUAACCAUGACAGAAACACUGAUUCCUAUUGUUCAGCGCCAUGUGGUACAGUAUGACACACCUACAAAGAGAUUUGAUAUACAUGGCAUAUUGAGAGACUGUAUUUCAGAGUUCUUGAAAAUACAAAAUCUACCAGAAAUAAGGAAAAGAUAUUGCAAAAUGUUUGCUGAGCUGAUGCAUGACAUAUGUGAUAAGAUGGAAACUUCACAGUAUGCAGAGGCCCUGAGUAUGUAUAAUAUGGAACAGCAGAAUUUUCAAAAACUGAUGACAGAUGUAAUGUACACCACUGAGGACACUUACCCAGUAUAUAUAGACCUGGCCACAACGGCAUUCCCUACCAUGACUAGAUUUGUUGGAGACAACAAGUACUUGUUGGAUACUUUUACCUUCAUAGAGCAAGUUCUACAAUUAACUAGAAGAAAUAAGGAAGAAUUAGAUGAGGCUUUUGUCAGUGUGACUUAUGGUAGUGUUCUUACCAAUCUUAAGGGAGAUUUUCUGGAAGGAGAAAAAAGUUACAAUUAUUCCAUAUCAGUGAUGGCUAAGUAUAAUGUGUCCACUUGUUUGAUGAAAAUUAGAGCUCACCAGGGUCUGGGAUGGAAUCUUGGAUGUCAGGGGAAAUCAGCAGACGCACUGAGUACUCUGAAGAAAGCUUUUCAAUAUGAAACAGAAAUGGGCAUGGAGAAUGAAGAACUAAUUCUACAAACAUUACAGUGUUUGGCUCUCUUCAACACAUUUGCAGGAUUUUUGGAUGAAGGUGAGUUUUACCAUUUGAAAGUUCUGAAGAAAAGACGAGAUCUUUAUGGCACAGAUGAAAACCCUUCCAUUGGAGCCUGCUUCAAUAAUAUGGGGAUCUUAUACAAACAAAAGGGAGAUCAUUCCAAAGCUUUGGAGUAUUAUCAGGCAGGACUUGAUAUUAAAAGAAAAACAAAAGCGAUAGACAAAUCAAUAGUCAUAUCAAUGAACAAUGUAGCCAGUACAUUGUCUGAGCUUGGUCGCCAUGACGAAGGCAUUGACAUUUUAAACGAAGCAUUUGAUAUUGUUGAUAAGUACCCUGGUUUCCUGUCUGACUGUCGUGAUCUCUCUAAUGAUACAAUGGGACUGGUUUAUUUACACAAAAAAGAUUUUUAUAAUGCGAUUAAAUAUUUUAAUAGAGGAUUGAAAGGGAGACUAGAAUCGUCACCAAAACAUAUUUGUGUAUUGGAAGAAAAAACAAGAUUAGCCGAAGCUUAUGUUGGACUGGGACAAUAUGGUGUCGCUCAAACUGAUUUGGUGGAAACUUUGAAGUGCAAAGAGGGUUUCAUUAAACAAAUGCCACAAAAUACCUUUAUAUAUGAUUCUUAUAAAAUAUUAAUGGAAGUCUCCCGUCGCCUUGGUGACAAGAAAAGUAUGGAAUCUUACUUUACAAAUUGUAAAGUUGAGAUAUAUAGGCUAACUGACUUCUUUGAAGAUUUAGGUAAUUUGACUAGAGCAAAAGAAAUGGCAGAUAACUUGAAAUUCGUUCAAAAGAUAUAUCAUGAUUUUAUGAGGGGAAGGAGAGGUUAAAUUUUCAUGUGCAUUUAAAAAUUCAUCUUUAUCAUUCAAGAGUGGAUACUGUAAAUUAACUUAUUUUUGCUAUUAUUAUACCCCUGCUUUAAAAAAGUGGGGGUAUAUUGUUUUACCUCUGUCUGUCUGUCCCUCCAUCCGUCCGUCCAUCCAUCUGUCCAUCCGUCCAUCCGUCAGUCCGUCCAUCUGUCCCAUGAAUAUUUUUCGUCGCAGCUUUCUCAGGAACUACAUCAUAAGGAUUUCUGAAAUUUGGUUUCAGGGUUUAUAUAAGUCAGCUAUACCGUGUGAUGCGUUUUCAGAUUCAUCACUCAACAACUUCCUGUUUACUGAACACUUACAUAUUUUUACACUAUUCAAAUUAUCCAGUUGCGGCGGGGGUAAUAUCAGUGAGCAGUAGCUCGCAGUUUCACUUGUUUUUUCAUGUUUAAUCCUUUCUUACUGACGUCACUGCAAUUUAUUUUUAUGAUUUUCAAAAUCAUGUUAUGUGUUCAUCUAAGAUAAUAUCCUAGUUUUAUAUAUUUAUGAAGAUUUAUAUUCAUCCUAUUUUUAUUUUUUUUUUAAUCUUCAGAGGUUUCAAAAUACAUUGAAGCCUUACAAAAAUGUAUCUUUUACAUGCACUAACUGUAUUAUUAGUGUAACUGAAUUCAGAGAGGUUUGUUUUAAUCACAUGACAUAUACACUGACUGUACUAUUUGUGUUACAGUAUUCAGAGAGGUGUACUUUAGAUUUUGCCUUAAUCACAUGACAUAUACACUGACUUUUCUAUUCUUGUUACUGCAUUUAGAAAGGUGUACUCCAAAUUUUGCUUUUAUCACAUGGCAUAUAUGUAGCAUACUUUAUUUUCUAAUCUUUGUAUCAACAUUGAUGUGACUUUUGAAGUGAUUUUAAUAAUUCCAACUUUAUUGUGGACAAUGAGCUCUUCCUAAUUAUUCCAAACAUAGUGUAAACAAUGAGUUGUUCUUGAGAGUCUUUUGUAGACAAAACGCGCAUCUGGCAUACAAAAUUAUAAGCCUGGUAUCUUAGAUAAGUUUUUUUUCGAACCAUAGUGUGAACUAUGAAAUGUUAUUAAUGAUUCAAACCGAAAUGUGAACAAUGAGCUGUUCUUAAUAAUUCCAACCAAAGUGUGAACAAUGAGCUGUUCUAAAUAAUUCCAUAUAAAGUGUGAACAAUGAGCUGUUCUAAAUUAAAAUAAUUCCAUACAUAGUGUGAAAAACAAGCUGUUCUUAAUAAUUCCAACCAUAGUUUGAACAAAAAGCUGUUCUUAAUAGUUCCAUAUAUAGUUGACCAAUGAGUGUUUCUUAUUCAUUCCAUCAUUAGUGUGACCAAUGAACUAUUCUUAUUCAUUUAAACUUUUUUGUGACCAAUGAGCAGUUCUUAUUCAUUUCAACAUUAGUGUGACCAAGGAGCAGUUCUUAUUCAUUUCAACAUUGGUGUGACCAAUGAGCUAUUCUUAUUCAUUCCAACAUUAGUUUGGCAAAUGAGCUGUUCUUAUUCAUUCCAACAUUAGUGUGAUUAAUGAAUUGUUCUUAUUCAUUCCAACAUUGGUGUGACCAUUGAGCUCUGAUUCAUUCCAACAUUAAUGAGACCAAUGAGCUGUUCUUAUACUUUUCACCUUUUGUGUGCACGAUAAGCUGUUGUUAUUCAUUUCACCUUUUGUGUGAACAAUGAGCUGUUCUUAUUCAUUCCAACAUUAGUGUGACCAAUGAGGUGUUUUUAUUCAUUCAAUCAGAUGUGUGAACAAUGUGCUGUUCUUAUUCAUUCCACCAUUUGUGUGACCAAUAAGCUGUUCUUAUUCAUUCUAACAUUGGUGUGAACAAUAAGCUGUUUUAAUUCAUUCCACCAUUUGUGUGACCAAUGAGCUGUUUUUAUUCAUUCCACCAUUUGUGACCAAUGAGCUGUUCUUAUUCAUUCCACCAUCUGUGUGACCAAUGAGCGGUACAUUUUCAUUCCAUCAUUUGUGUAACCAAUGAGUUGUCCUUAUUCAUUCCACCAUUUGUGUGACCAAUGAGCUGUUCUCAUUCAUUCUACCAUCUGUGUGACCAAUGAACUGUUAUUAUUCAUUUCUCUAUAUUUGUGACCAAUGAGCUGUUCUUAUUCAUUCCAUCAUUUGUGUGACCAAUGAACUGUUCUUAUUUAUUCCACCAUUUGUGUGACCAAUGAUCUGUUCUUAUUCAUUUCUCAAUUUGUGUGACCAAUGUGUUGUUCUUAUUCAUUUUUCCAUCUGUUUGACCAAUGAGCUGUUCUUAUGCAUUCCACCAUUUGUGUGACCAAUUAGCUGUUCUUAUUCAUUUCUCAAUCUGUGUGACCAAUGGGUUGUUUUAAUUCAUUUUUCCAUCUGUGUGACCAAUGAGCUGUUCUUAUUCAUUCCACCAUUUGUGUGACCAAUGAUCUGUUCUUAUUCAUUUCUCAAUUUGUGUGACCAGUGUGUUUUUCUUAUUCAUUUUUCCAUCUGUUUGACCAAUGAGCUGUUCUUAUGCAUUCCACCAUUUGUGUGACCAAUUAGCUGUUCUUAUUCAUUUCUCAAUCUGUGUGACCAAUGGGUUGUUUUAAUUCAUUUUUCCAUCUGUGUGACCAAUGAGCUGUUCUUAUUCAUUCCACCAUUUGUGUGACCAAUGAUCUGUUCUUAUUCAUUUCUCAAUCUGUGUAAACAAUGUGUUGUUCUUAUUCUUUUUUCCUUCUGUUUGACCAAUGAGCUGUUCUUAUGCAUUCCACCAUUUGGGUGACAAAUUGGCUAUUCUUAUUUAUUUUUCAAUUUGUGUGACCAAUGUGUUGUUCUUAUUCAUUUUCUGAAUGUGUGACCAAUGAGCUGUUCUUAUUCAUUCCAACAUUAGUGUGAACAUUAAGCUGUUUUCAUUCAUUCCAACAUUUCGGUGACCAAUGAGCUGUUCUUAUUCAUUCUAUCAUUUGUGGGAACAAUGAGUGGUUUUUAUUCAUUCCACCAUUAGUGUGAACAAUGAGCUUACACUAUUGAUUCUAGCAUUUGUGUGACCAAUGAUCUGUUCUUAUUCAUUCCAACAUUUGUGUAAACAAUGAGCUUUUCUUAUUCCUUCAAUCAUUUGUGUGAACAAUGAUUUGUUCUUAUUCCUUCCAUCAUUUGUUUGACCUAUGAGUUUUUCUUUUUCAUUUUACCAUUUAUAUGACCAAUGAGUUGUUCUUAUUCUUUCCACCAUUAGGUGAUCAAUCAAAUGUUCUUAUUUAUCAAAAGCAUAAUUAACCAAUUAAGUGUUCUAAUUUAACCAAAGCAUAGCAUGAUCUAUGAAAAUUGCUUAUAUAUCAGAAGCAGUGUGUGUCCAAUGAAAUGUGCUUAUUUAUCCAAAACACAACAUGAACAAAGAAAUUUGCUUAUUUUAUUUUCCAAGAAUAGUGUGACUAAUAAAGGAUGCUUAUUUAUUCAAAAGAUUGUGUGACCAGUGACAUUUGCUUAUUUAUCAGAAAAAUAGUGUGACCAAUAAAACUUGUCUAUAUAUCCAAAAGCAUAACAUAACUCAUGAAAUUUGCUGAUUUAUCCCAAGCAUAAAAAGUGACCAAUAAAUGUUGCUUAUUUAUCCAAGCAUUUUGUGACCAUUGAAAUUUGCUUAUUUAUCCAUGGCAUAGCAUGACCGAUGGACCUUGCUUAUUUAUCCCAAGCAUAGUGUGACCAAUACAAUUUACUUAUAUAUCUUUAAUGCAUAGUGCGACCAAUGAAAGUUGUUUAUUUAUCCAAGCAUUGUAAUGACCAAUUAAAUCUGCUUAUUUGUCCAUAGCAUAUCAUGACCAAUGGAAUUUGUUUAUUUAUCCCAAGCAUAGUAUGGCCCAUAACAUUUGCUUAUAUAUCCAUAGCAAAAAUUGUCUGAGAUUACUUUCACGCCUGACGGCAUUUUUUUUUAUAUUUUGUAAUCCGUAUACAAUCCAUUUUCAAGUAGGUUAUCAUACAUCUUUCGAUUAUUAUUCAUUUUACUCCAUGAAUAUGUUACUUUUCUUCACGUACUACUUUUUUGUAGUCUUUUAUAUAUUUCCGUUGCUGGGUGUGAAUCAUAAAGUGCUCUUAAAUUACAUUGCUUACUUUUUUCCUUUGAAUUGAGUUGUAUGUGCAAGUUCAUCUCUCCAAAACUAAGUGAUGAUAUUUCUUUCCUAAAAAUGUCUUUAUCAUUGAAGUUAAAUUCCACUUCAAUCAGUUUAUAUAUUUAGUUUUUCAUACCAAUUUGGUAAUAAUGCUAUCUUUUAAAUUGCUGACUCUUUAUUUAUGAUGUAUAUUUUAACAAAACUCUGCUACAAUUUCAAAAUCCAAUUAAAUAUUAGAAAGACUGAGGACAAAAUAAAAUAAUUCUGAACACAAUUGUUUACAAUGUUGUAAAUCCAUUUUAUUAUUUUUAUUAACGUUCUGUAAAAAUUAAACAAUUCAAAUUAUAUUUUUAUUAUAUUUUUUAACAUUUUAUUGUAUGUUUUUCUUGUUAAUGCUGUGAUAUAUUAUAUUGUUUUGUGUGCUGUUAUUUAUGACCUUAUAUCUUAAUAAAAGAAGGUGUUGUUGA